AUGAACAUUACGCUAAAUAAAAAGAAAUGUGAAUUCAACCAGAACAAAUUAGAGUUCUUUGGAUAUAUAUUUGGUGAAGACGGCAUGUCGGCAGACCCAAAGAAGGUCGAAACCAUCAAGAACACACCACCACCCAAGAAUGUGCUAGAGCAAGACUUGAACGCUGGAGAAUGCGACUAUUAUCAUACGACUUUAACGUCAUACAUAAAAAGUGGAGAUUCGGACAUGUCGGAUUUCUUGAGCAGACACCCAGACACAGAAAAACGCAAACAAACAAGCGUGGCAGAGGAAUAUGUUAAUUUCCUGGCAUAUCAUGAUGUCCCUGUAGCCAUGAACAUGAAUGAAAUAAUUCAAGCAACAUCCCAGGACGUUGACCUCCAAAUGGCCAUUAAAUAUGUCAAAUCUGGAAACUGGAAUAACCCAAGCAAAAACAAAAUCAUUGAUACCCUGUCACGCUGCAAAAACGAGCUGUCGGUAGUAAAUCUUCAAAAUGGUGAAAUUCUGCUGCAUGAGUCCAGGAUUGUUAUCCCUAGGCAAUUACAAGAUAAAGUGAUUUCAUUAGCUCAUGAGGGUCAUCAGGAAAUUGUUAAAACCAAACAAUUAUUAAGAGAGAAAGUGUAUUUCCCAGGCAUGGAUCAAUUAGUAGAAGCAAAAUGCAAAUGUUGCAUUCCGUGUCUAGCAGCAACAAAUAAAAAGACUCAAGAACCGCUGCAAAUGAGUGAAAUGCCAAAAUACGCGUUUCAGGUAGUUAGCUUGGACUUUUGUGGACCAUUUCCGGAUGGAAAGUAUUUACUCGUGUUAAUGGAUGAAUACUCACGCUUCCCGUUCGUUGAAGUACUUAAUUCAAUCACAGGCAACACAGUGAUUCCUGUGCUAGACAAAAUUUUCUCAGAAGCAGGGAUUCCAGAAGUGUUAAAAUCAGACAACGGAAGUCCCAUGAAUUCACACCAGUUCAAAGAUUUUGCUAAGCAUAUGGGUUUCAAACACAAGAAAAUAACUCCUCUGUGGCCGCAGGCAACUGCUGAAUUUAGAGAAUUUGAUUAG
This is a messenger RNA of Mercenaria mercenaria, 1044 nucleotides long. RefSeq lists its product as uncharacterized. The transcript has 3 exons. The record is from RefSeq and is a predicted model, not a curated record. Gene Ontology annotation, biological process: DNA integration. Gene Ontology annotation, molecular function: nucleic acid binding. NCBI's taxonomy places the organism in Eukaryota, Metazoa, Mollusca, Bivalvia, Venerida, Veneridae. Bases 1 to 1044 code for a protein of 347 amino acids.